ACUGGCGUUCGACGGACGAAAGUUUUGAAAUCAUUCAGCGCUCGAGCGUGAGAGUCGGCAGUUGGGUUUUUUCGGUGUACUCUGACAGAAAAAUUAUUUUUCCUUAGCAGGUUUUAAAUAUUUUUCUGUGGAACCAUGGAUCUUGGGUCGAGUCCCUUACGACCGUUGUUUCCCAAUCAAGCCACUAAGGUGAAGAAAGGUGAUGAUGGAAGAUUGUCUGUGGAAAGAAUCUACCAGAAGAAGUCACAGCUAGAGCAUAUUUUGCUCCGUCCAGACAGUUAUAUUGGCUCUGUGGAACCUGUUUCACAGCAAAUGUGGGUGUAUGAUGAAGAAAUUGGUUUAAAUUGCAGAGAAGUGACUUUUGUUCCUGGUUUAUACAAGAUAUUUGAUGAAAUUUUAGUGAAUGCGGCUGAUAACAAGCAGAGAGAUAAAAAUAUGUCCUGCAUCAAAAUCACCAUUGACCUUGAGAACAAUACAAUUACUGUAUGGAAUAAUGGAAAGGGGAUUCCUGUUGUGGAGCACAAAGUGGAGAAGGUUUAUGUUCCUAAUCUCAUUUUUGGCCAGCUACUGACCUCCAGCAACUAUGAUGAUGAUCAGAAGAAAGUCACUGGCGGGCGAAAUGGUUAUGGUGCAAAGCUCUGCAACAUUUUCAGUACAAAGUUUACAGUGGAAACUGCUUGUAAGGAGUACAAGAAAAGUUUCAAACAGACCUGGAAGAACAAUAUGGGUGAGGCACAAGAGGCUAAAAUCAAGCAUUUUGAUGGUGAUGACUACACUUGCAUCACCUUUCAACCUGAUCUCCCUAAAUUCAAAAUGCAAACUCUUGAUAAAGACAUUGUGGCAAUUAUGUCAAGAAGAGCAUAUGAUAUUGCUGGCACCUGCAAAGGGGUGAAAGUUUUCCUAAAUGGCAAAAAGUUACCUGUUUCUGGAUUCCGUAGUUACGUGGAUCUUUACAUAAGUGGCAAAGUGGAUGAAAUGGGCAGCCCACUCAAAAUAGUGCAUGAAGUUGUUAACGAAAGAUGGGAAGUUUGUGUGACGAUGAGUGAGAAAGGCUUCCAGCAGAUAAGCUUUGCAAAUAGCAUUGCUACCACAAAGGGUGGCCGACAUGUUGACUAUGUCACUGACCAAUUGGUUAACAAAUUAAUUGAGGUUGUCAAAAAGAAGAAUAAAGGUGGUGUGACAGUGAAACCAUUCCAGGUCAAGAAUCACCUCUGGGUCUUUGUGAAUAGCUUGAUUGAAAACCCAACGUUUGACUCCCAGACUAAAGAGAACAUGACUCUUCAAGCAAAGAAUUUUGGUUCACGAUGUGUAUUAUCUGAAAAGUUCAUCAAAGCAGUGAUGAGCUGUGGUAUCAUUGAAAGCAUCCUGAAUUGGGUUCGGUUUAAAGCCCAAAAUAUGCUUAAUAAAAAAUGUUCAGGAGCAAAACAAACCAAGAUCAAGGGAAUUCCAAAACUGGAUGAUGCUAAUGAUGCUGGAACUAAGCAUUCUCAUGGUUGUACUCUCAUCCUAACUGAGGGAGAUUCAGCCAAGACCUUGGCUGUGUCAGGUCUGGGAGUUGUUGGACGGGAUAGAUAUGGUGUGUUUCCUCUUAGAGGGAAAAUUCUCAAUGUUCGAGAAGCUUCUCACAAACAGAUAAUGGAAAAUGCAGAGAUCAACAACAUGAUAAAGAUAAUUGGUCUACAGUACAAGAAGAACUAUGAAGAUCAGGAGUCUCUGAAAACUCUCCGUUAUGGAAAAUUGAUGAUUAUGACAGAUCAGGAUCAAGAUGGUUCACACAUCAAGGGUUUAUUGAUCAAUUUCAUCCAUCACAACUGGCCUUCACUGAUCAAACAUAGCUUUAUAGAGGAAUUUAUUACACCAAUUGUAAAGGUGUCCAAAAACAAGCAGGAAGUUGCAUUUUACAGUCUACCUGAAUUUGAUGAAUGGAAAAAGAGCACUAACAACAGCAGGACUUGGAAAAUAAAGUACUACAAAGGUUUGGGUACGAGUACUGCCAAGGAAGCAAAGGAAUAUUUUGCUGAUAUGGAGAGGCAUCGUAUCCCCUUUAAAUAUGGUGGCCCAGAAGAUGAUGCUGCAAUCACCCUGGCAUUUAGCAAGAAAAAAAUUGAGGAACGCAAAGAAUGGCUGACAAACUUCAUGGUUGACAGGCGACAGCGAAAAUUACAUGGAUUGCCAGAGAAAUUCUUGUAUGGAAAAGGUACAAAAUAUUUGACAUACAAUGACUUCAUAAAUAAGGAAUUGGUCCUCUUCUCCAACUCUGACAAUGAACGGUCAAUUCCAUCACUUGUGGAUGGCAUGAAGCCUGGUCAACGAAAGGUUUUAUUUACCUGCUUCAAGAGGAAUGAUAAACGUGAAGUCAAGGUCGCUCAGCUGGCUGGUUCUGUUGCUGAGAUGUCAGCCUAUCAUCAUGGUGAGGUAUCCCUUAUGAUGACAAUUGUUGGAUUAGCUCAGAACUUCAUAGGCAGCAAUAAUAUCAAUCUUCUGCAGCCAAUUGGUCAAUUUGGUACGAGACUUAAUGGUGGCAAAGAUGCUGCAAGUCCUCGAUACAUUUUCACUAUGCUCAGUUCUUUGGCCCGGCUCUUGUACCCAGCCGUGGAUGAUAAUCUCCUGAAGUAUCUGUAUGAUGAUAACCAGCAAGUGGAGCCAGAGUGGUACAUCCCUAUUAUUCCUAUGGUGCUCGUGAAUGGUGCUGAUGGUAUUGGCACAGGAUGGGCUUGCAAAAUUCCCAAUUAUGAUGCAAGAGAAAUUGUUAAUAAUAUCAGGCGUUUGCUGGAUGGAGAUGAUCCAGUCCCUAUGCUUCCUAAUUACAAGAACUUCAAAGGAACAAUUUUUGAGUUGGGUGCCAAUCAGUAUAUGAUCAAUGGUGAAAUCUCGGUGUUGAAUGCCACCACAGUAGAAAUUUCAGAGCUACCUGUCAAGACCUGGACUCAGGUGUACAAAGAGCAAGUACUUGAACCAAUGUUGAAUGGAACAGACAAGACUCCAUCAUUGAUCACUGACUAUAAAGAGUAUCACACUGAUACUACUGUGCGUUUCAUAAUAACGAUGACCGAACAGAAGCUGGCCGAAGCUGAGUUAGCAGGAUUGCAUAAAGUCUUCAAACUGAAUGUCCCUCUUACAUGCAACUCAAUGGUGUUAUUUGAUCAUGUUGGUUGUCUGAAAAGGUAUGAAAAUGUACAAGAAAUACUGAAAGAGUUCUUCGACUUAAGGUUGAAAUAUUAUAAUUUAAGAAAAGAUUGGCUUGAGGGAUUUUUGGGAGCAGAAUAUGGAAAACUAAGCAACCAAGCUCGUUUCAUUUUGGAGAAAAUUGAAGGCAAACUGAUCAUUGAAAACAAGCCAAAACGCGAAUUGAUUCAAUUACUUCUUGAUCGAGGUUACGAUUCAGAUCCCGUAAAAGGGUGGAAAGAAUCUCAGGAAAAGGGGCAAGAAUCUGAGCUGGAAGAUACAGAAGAGGAGGAAGAAGCAACCACUUCUGGUCCAGAUUUCAAUUAUCUUUUGAAUAUGCCCAUGUGGUAUCUGACAAAAGAAAAGAAAGAUGAAUUGCUCAAGCAGAGAGAUGUCAAAGAGAGGGAAUUAAAAGGUCUGAAAAAGAAAAGCCCUGAAAAUUUGUGGAAGGAAGAUCUGGCAGCUUUUAUUGAGGAGCUUGAGCGUGUGGAGAUGCAGGAGAAAGAAAAUGAGAUGGCUCACAUUGGUAAGGCUGUUAAAGGAAAAGCUGGUAAGGGUAAAGUAAGAAAGCUGCAGUUGGAGGAAACCAUGCCAUCUCCCCAAGGCAGAAGGAUUGUCCCUAGAGUUACUACUGCCAUGAAGACAGAGGCCAGCAAAAAGGUUAUCAAGAAAAAAGGAAAGGGUGAAACAGAUUCGCUUGCUGUUAAGAUGAGAUUUGAUGAUAAAGAAGAAGAUUCUCUUGAACAUGCAAGCCUUGCAGAUAGACUGAUUAAAAAAGCACAAGCAGGGCCCAAGACUAUGCUAAUGGCGCAGAAGCAGACAAAACUUCAGUUUAAACCUCUUGAACAAAAGAAAAAGAACCCUUGGUCUGAUUCCGAGUCAGAAUCAGACAUUGAUUUGGAAACUGUUGAUCUUCCUCCCAGAAAAAAACCACAAAGGGCAACAGCUUCAAAGGUGAAGUAUGUGCUUUCAUCAGAAGAUGAUGAUGAUGUUGGAAUGAGCAGUGAGAGCGAUGAUGAAUUUCAUAUUUCUGACAGUGACUCGGAGUUUCCAGCUCCAAAAGCAAAGCAUCCCUCUAAGAAAGUUCAGUCAAAGGCUUUGGUUAAAACUGUUCCCCGUGCAAAUGAAUUUUUGCAAUCUACAAAAUCAUCUUCCAAAGCAUCUGAAGAAAACAUAUUUGAUUCACUCUCCUCUGAUUCUGAUGAGCCUGCUGCAGUGAUGCAGUUUGAUGUAGCAGAUGAAAAAGAAGAUAAACCUGAAAUUACUAAAGCAGCAAUCCAGAAACCAGCAGCCAAAUCUCUUGGAGACAAAACAGCACCAAAAAAACGUGCUCUUGGUAAAAAGCCCACCACCACUUCUAAAAAAGAUGAGAAACAGCCUUCCAUCUUUGAUGCUCUUACCAAAAAAAAGGCAGCUCCAAAAUCAACUAAGUUGCCUGCUAAAACAAGCAUUAAUAUAUCAUCCGAUGAAGACAGUGCUCCAAAGAAAGUUGUGACUGCUAAGGCUAAAAUACCCAAAAGGAAGAAGGUUGUUAACUCAGAUUCAGAAGAUGAAUUUGGAACCAUAUGCGUAAAAACCACUAACAAUAAAAAAUCCAAGAUGCUGGACGAUGAUAGUUUCCACAUUGAUGAUGCUGGACCCUCCAACUUCACUGUUGACAUGGAUAUAGCACCCAGAGUUACAACAGGUCGUGCAAAAAUGCCUGUCCGAUACCAAGAGGAGGACGACGACGACUACUCUGAAGAGGAUAUAUUUUAAAACAGUUCGAUUUUAGCACUGCGCUGCUGAUCUUGUUUCAAGUUUGACAAACUGGAAAUAUCAAAUUUAGUUCUAAGUGUAGUUCUUCAGUUGUUGAUGUUUUCCUAGUUUCAGUUUGGGUGGGUAGAGAGGGCAAAAUUCCUGUUCUUGAUUCUAUCUUGAUGAGAUGAGAGGGGAUAGUUGUUGAAAUGUUGUUGGCUAAUUUUAAUUGUUGUAAAUAUUUGCUUAUGACUUGUCCUUACACUCUCCAACCUGUUCUCUUACUCUUGCACUUAAAAUAUUUUUUCUUUAAACAGUUGUUCAUUGUUUCAGUGGAAGUGUAUUUGUAGCACAAAAUAAACAGCUGUUUACUUUA
Messenger RNA from Mobula hypostoma (lesser devil ray), 5278 nucleotides. RefSeq names its product DNA topoisomerase II alpha (gene top2a). Gene Ontology annotation, molecular function: ATP binding; DNA topoisomerase type II (double strand cut, ATP-hydrolyzing) activity; DNA binding. NCBI's taxonomy places the organism in Eukaryota, Metazoa, Chordata, Chondrichthyes, Myliobatiformes, Myliobatidae. The coding region runs from base 136 to 4923 and encodes 1595 amino acids. Gene Ontology annotation, cellular component: nucleus. The record is from RefSeq and is a predicted model, not a curated record. Gene Ontology annotation, biological process: sister chromatid segregation; resolution of meiotic recombination intermediates; DNA topological change. The transcript has 35 exons.